Diplodia corticola is the source of this 1005-nucleotide messenger RNA. RefSeq lists its product as uncharacterized. Gene Ontology annotation, molecular function: oxidoreductase activity, acting on the CH-CH group of donors. Gene Ontology annotation, biological process: lipid metabolic process. The coding region runs from base 1 to 1005 and encodes 334 amino acids. Gene Ontology annotation, cellular component: membrane. The record is from RefSeq and is a predicted model, not a curated record. The transcript has 3 exons. Lineage: Eukaryota; Fungi; Ascomycota; Dothideomycetes; Botryosphaeriales; Botryosphaeriaceae.
AUGCCUCUCCUCCCGACCCUCCUCCACGCGACAGCCUUCAAGACGCCGCUCCUGCGGACACUCGUCCCGACGCUCGCGCUCGCGUACGGCAUCCAAGCGGCCGUCGCGGCGCCGUCCAUCGUCUGGCGCAGCGAGCGCUUCUACGACGCCAGCGGCAGCAUCACCUACCUCGCGUGCACGGGCGCGAGCCUGAUGCUGCCGGUGCUGCGGGCGAGGGCGGCGGCGGGCACGUUGGGGACGGCCGGGCUGUUGGCCGAGGUGGUGAGGAGCGCGAAUUGGAGGCAGCUUGCGCUGAGCGCGGCGGUGGGCGUGUGGGCUUUGAGACUCGGCUCCUUCCUCCUCCAACGCAUCACCGCCGAAAACGGCCGCGACUCGCGCUUCGACAGCAUCCGCACCUCGGCCCCCAAGUUCCUCGGCGCCUUCAUGGCGCAAGCCACGUGGGUCUCGCUCUGCGCCCUGCCCGUCAUCCUCGUCAACGCCGCGCCCGCCUCCGUCUUCGCCGCGCUCGGCCCGCUCGUCCUCGCCACCGACGCGCUCGGCCUCGCGCUGUACGCCUUCGGCAUCGCCUUCGAGGCGGCCGCCGACCGCCAGAAGAGCGGCUGGAUGCAUGCCAAGCAGCGCAAGGAGCACGACGAGGACUUCUUGACGAGCGGCCUGUGGGGGAAGAGCAGGCAUCCGAAUUACUUCGGCGAGAUCACGCUGUGGACGGGCGUCGCGACGGCGGCCGCCGGCGUGGUGGCGAGCAAGGCUGGGCUCGCCGGCUUGGGCUUGGGGGUCGGCCUGGCGGGCAAGGCGGGCGCGGUGGCCAUGUGUGCGGCUAGUCCGGCUUUUGUGGCGUUUCUGUUGCUGAAGAGAAAGGAGGUUGCUAAUGGAGAGGGUGGGGAAAAACAGGUUUCGGGCAUUCCGCUCAGUGAGAACAAGUACGACAAGAGGUAUGGAGACCGGAAGGAUUAUCAGGAGUGGAAGAGGAACACGCCUAUGCUCUUCCCCAAGUUCUUUGGUUGA